This is a messenger RNA of Drosophila biarmipes, 1800 nucleotides long. RefSeq names its product probable cytochrome P450 4d14 (gene Cyp4d14). The transcript is spliced from 3 exons. The record is from RefSeq and is a predicted model, not a curated record. Lineage: Eukaryota; Metazoa; Arthropoda; Insecta; Diptera; Drosophilidae. Bases 198 to 1721 code for a protein of 507 amino acids. Gene Ontology annotation, molecular function: oxidoreductase activity, acting on paired donors, with incorporation or reduction of molecular oxygen; monooxygenase activity; heme binding.
UUGACCCCGGUCGUAGUUUUUGGCCUUCGCCUUGGUUUUUGGAUCCAGUCCACUGAUUGUGGUCGCCUUAUCGCAAUCCGUGUCGGCUACAAAACAGCCCCGCCGCCGAGCAGAACCAACCAGUCGGUGGCAAACAGUGCCGGCGUUAGACAGAUCAAUCCCAUUUCCAAACCGGAGCCCAAAGAGCCAAACCCGCCAUGUAUUUGGAGCUCAUUGCGAUUGUCCUGACGACCCUGUUCGUGUGGGACUACAUGAGGAACAGGCGUCACAAUGUGAUGUACGCCGCCGCUGGCAUCCGUGGACCCAGGAGCUAUCCUUUUGUGGGCAGUGCGCCCAUCUUGAUCAACGAGUCACCCAAAACUGUCUUCGAUCUCCAAUUCCGAUUGAUUGCACAGUAUGGCAAGAACGUCAAAAUUAACAUGAUGGGUGAACGCGGCUUCAUGACCGCCGAUCCCAAGAUGAUUGAAGCCAUCAUGAGCAGCCAGCAGACCAUUCAGAAGAACAAUCUUUACGGGCUGCUGGUCAACUGGCUCGGCGAUGGUCUGCUCUUAAGCAAGGGAAAGAAGUGGUUCCGCCGCAGGAAGAUCAUCACGCCCGCCUUCCACUUCAAGAUCCUCGAGGACUUCGUGGAGGUCUUCGACCAGCAGAGCGCCGUCAUGGUCCAGCAGCUGUAUGACCGGGCGGAUGGCAAGACGGUGAUAAACAUGUUCCCGGUGGCCUGUCUGUGUGCCAUGGACAUCAUUGCGGAAACGGCCAUGGGUGUGAAGAUCGAUGCUCAGCUGCAGCCGCAGUUCUCCUACGUUCAAUCGGUCACCACUGCCUCCGGCAUGUUGGCUGAGCGCCUCAUGAAUCCAUUGCAGCGUACGGAUUCCCUAAUGAAGAUCCUUUAUCCCAAGCUGUUCACCAAGCUGGAUGAUUCUGUGAAGAACAUGCAUAAUUUCACCAACUCGGUAAUCACUGAGCGUCGCGAUCUUCUCCAGAAAUCCCUUGCCGAUGGAGGAAACGCCACGGCAGACCAUGUGAACGAUGUGGGCCAGAAGCGUCGCAUGGCCCUGCUGGAUGUGCUGCUGCAGUCCACCAUCGACGGAGCUCCCUUGAGCAACGAGGACAUCCGCGAGGAAGUAGACACCUUCAUGUUCGAGGGCCACGACACCACCACCAGCAGCAUCGCUUUCACCCUCUAUUUGCUGGCUCGGCAUCCAGAGGUGCAGGCUCGCGCCUUCCAGGAGAUCCGAGAUGUCCUUGGCGAUGACAAGUCGACUCCAGUCACUAUGCAGCAACUGGGCGAACUCAAGUACUUGGAGUGUGUGAUCAAGGAGUCUCUGCGGCUGUUUCCCUCGGUGCCGCUAAUUGGACGCCACAUCACCCAGGACACCGUACUGGAUGGCAAACUCAUACCGGCCCACUCCGAUGUGCUCAUUCUGAUUUACCAUGCCCAGCGUGACCCGGAGUACUUCCCCGAUCCGGAGAAGUUCCUACCGGAGCGCUUCAGCUUGGAGCGCAAGGGCGAGAUCAACCCAUUCGCCUACACUCCCUUCUCCGCGGGUCCGAGGAACUGCAUCGGCCAGAAGUUCGCCAUGCUGGAGAUAAAGAGCACCAUCAGCAAAAUGCUGCGACACUUUGAGUUGCUGCCUCUCGGUGAGGACGUCCAGCUGGUGCUGAACCUCAUCCUGCGUUCCACCACGGGUAUUAACUGUGGCAUCAAGCCACGCGUCUAUUAGGUGUUCCUGGGUGAUAUUCUUUUUUUAACUAGUUUUAUGUGAACUGUAAAUACUGCAAUAAAAUACGUGUACAAAUGUG